Messenger RNA from Cladocopium goreaui, 2370 nucleotides. Lineage: Eukaryota; Dinophyceae; Suessiales; Symbiodiniaceae. The record is from the annotation of a GenBank genome assembly.
AUGAAAUCGCGCGUUCAUAACAGCCCGAACUUGAUCUACUCGGUGGGAACGCAGGUCGUUUCGCUGAAGGCGGUUCAAGGGUCUCACGGCAAGACGGUCCAUCCGGCGGGUGCGGUCGGGGUGGUGGUGCGGUCGCCGGUCGAUCGACAGCAUGCUUAUCGGGUGCGGUUUGUCGAUGGCUUCGAAGCGGCUCUUCAUCACGACAACAUCAUGCUGCUGGCCGAGUAUAAGGAAGGCCACAUCAACGAUCCCAAUCAGGUGCUUCCGAAGCAUGGGCUGUUCGAUCGGGUGAUCUACCGCUGCGUGGUUGGUUCGCGAGCGUUUGGCUUGGACACCGAAGACUCGGACUACGACCGCCGUGGUAUCUAUCUCCCGCCGGCCGACUUGCAGUGGUCGCUGUACGGCGUGCCCGAUCAGCUCGAAAACGACGAGCGGCAGGAAGCUUAUUGGGAAUUGCAGAAGUUCCUCAUCCUGGCACUGAAGGGCAAUCCGAACAUUCUGGAAUGUCUGUAUACGCCGCUGGUGGAACAUAAGACUCCGCUGGCGGAAGAACUGCUGGGCCUGCGGGGAAUCUUUCUUUCCAAGGUGGUUUACCAGACCUACAACGGCUAUGUGAUGUCGCAGUUCAAGCGGAUGCAAGCUCAUCUGCGGAACCAUGGCGAGAUCCGACCGAAGCACGUCAUGCACCUCAUUCGCCUGCUGCUCUCGGGCAUUCACGUGCUGCGCGAGAAGCACGUGCAAGUCGAUGUAGGCGAACACCGCGAGGCGCUGUUGGCCAUCAAGACGGGCGACAUGAACUGGUCCGAGGUUGAACAGUGGCGACUUCGUUUGCAUGAGGAAUUCAAUCAAGCCCUAGAACAAACUGAGCUGCCCGAACGGCCCGACUACGAGCGGGCGAACGCGUUUCUGGUGAGAGCGCGCACCACGCUCCUGAUUUCCUGGCGGCAAUCCGAAGACAAUCAGCUUAUCUGGCGAGCAGCAGUCGAACGGGGUUGGUCGGUUGAGCGGAUCAAGGGCAUUCAUGUACCUGAGAUUGUUGAAAGCCGUGUUGUGAUCUACAUGGAGUCGAUGUUUGCUCCAACCAUCGCCAGCCGUCUCGGACUCGAGCUCACCCAGUUGUCAGACGAUUGGGUACCAAAGCUACCUGAGGAGUUUCGACUGCGCGACAUAAGAUUGACGACACUGGGUGACAUUGCUCAGACCAACCUUCCUCUGUUCCUUAAACCGCCGAACGAAAAGUCGUUUUCGGCAAAAGUGUAUGACUGCAUAGACUCGCUCUUGGCCGACUAUGGUCCGACUACUCCUGUUUUAGCCGCACCACCUGUAUCGUGGUCGUGCGAAUUCCGCUGCUUCUGUCUCGAUGGUCGCGUGCGCACUCUAUCACCUUAUCUGCGAGACGGAGAAUUAAGCAGUUUGGAAGGCUUUACCGCGACAGCAAGCGAAAUGGAACAAGUAAAACACUUUACUGAACGCGUGCUUCUGGACGAACGGGUAGAGUUCCCGCGAGCGAUCGUCAUCGAUGUGGGAAUCAUCGUCGGGCGGGGAUGGGCGGUAGUCGAGGCGAAUCCAGCGUGGGGAUCGGGCAUCUAUGGUUGUGACCCCAAUGAAGUUCUGAACGUGCUUGAGAAAGCAACGGUAACGGCGCAUCCGUAUCCUCUGGUUUUCGCAACGAUCAGUGGCUCGCACUUGCUUGGCUUUCCGUCGAGCGAUUCGGACUUUGAUCUGCGGGGCAUGCACUUGCUGCCGUUGGAAGAGGUGGUCGGUCUGCGUGCGCCGAAGGAGACGAUUGAACGGAACAUCGUGCAGGAUGGUUUGGAAAUCGAUCUCGUCACGCACGAUGUGAAGAAAUUUUACUUAUUGAUGCUGCAGAAGAACGGCUUGGUGCUGGAGCAAAUCUUUUCGCCGCUGGUCGUGCAUACCACGCCUGAGCAUGCGGAGUUGAAGGAGCUGGCCAAGGGCUGUAUCACUCGGCACCAUGUUCAUCAUUACCUCGGGUUCGCAACGACGCAGUGGAAGCUGUUUCGCAAGGAAGAGCCGCCCCGGGUGAAGCCGUUGCUGUAUGUCUAUCGUGUGCUGCUGACCGGCAUUCACUUGAUGCGCACCGGCGAGGUUGAAGCGAAUCUGCUGACGCUGAAUGAAACUGCCCAACUGCCGUACAUCGACGAGUUGGUCGAACGCAAGUUGUCCGGCGCGGAGAAGGGGCGACUGGACUCCGUCGACGUCGACUUCCACGAACGAGAAUUUGAACGACUGGUAAACGAGAUGAAGACGGCGGCCGACGAAUCGACCUUGUCCGAGCGACCCUCGGCCAAAGACGGCUUGAGUGACUUGCUGGUGCGGCUGCGAACCGGCGGUUGGAAGAAGCUCUGA